GACUCACUACUCGCAUAUUACAAUCGCCGGCGAAUAAAAUUCUCUACUUUCUCACCGCCGGCAGGCUCACGAACUGCCAGAAAGCGGAUGAAAGAACUGGAGGCAACCAGUCGAGACCCCCAUUCACGAUCGAUGCUGCCGGGAAAAAAUCGCCUCGCUCUUGUCUACGUCCUCACCUCUUUUCUCGCGGUGGCUGAAAGCUCCGGCGUCGGGAUUUCAACGCAGUAUCCUUUAGUAGUGAGCACUUGGCCAUUCAGAGAAGCAGUCAGAGCUGCUUGGAGGGCCGUUGACUCUGGCCUUUCCGCCGUCGAUUCUGUUGUGGAGGGUUGUUCUACUUGUGAAGCCUUGAGGUGUGAUGGCACAGUGGGGCCUGGUGGGAGUCCUGAUGAGAAUGCAGAAACCACAAUUGAUGCCAUGAUCAUGAAUGGGGUGACCAUGGAGGUGGGAGCUGUUGGUGCCAUGAGAUAUGUAAAAGACGGGAUCAAAGCAGCUAAAUUGGUGAUGCAAUACUCGAAGCAUACUUUCCUUGUUGGAGAGCAGGCUUCAGUUUUUGCUAUUUCAAUGGGUCUCCAAGGGCCGACCAACCUCAGUUCAUCGGAGUCCAUAGAGAAGUGGAGUAACUGGAAGGAUAAUGGUUGCCAACCCAAUUUCAGGCGGGAUGUGAUACCUGCAAAUGGUUGUGGUCCUUAUCGUGCUAGGGACAGUGUAGGCAGUAAAAAGGUCGGGUGUUCCCAGUCCGGCUCAGUGGAAGAAACUGAAUCAAGAUCAUGUCUUGUUGGGCCUCACAACCAUGACACCAUAUCAAUGGCUGUUGUCGACAGAAUGGGACACAUAGCCGCUGGUACGUCAACUAAUGGAGCCACUUUUAAGAUCCCUGGCAGGGUUGGAGAUGGACCCAUUGCAGGAUCUGCAGCCUAUGCAGAUAGUGAAGUAGGAGCUUGUGGUGCUACUGGCGAUGGAGACAUCAUGAUGCGCUUCCUUCCUUGCUACCAAGUUGUGGAAAGUAUGAGACGAGGCAUGAAACCUAAGCUAGCUGCUGACGAUGCAAUUUCGCGAAUCGCAAGAAAGUUCCCUGAUUUCGUGGGAGCAGUGUUCGCAGUAAACAAGAAUGGAGUCCAUGCUGGAGCUUGCCAUGGAUGGACGUUCCAGUAUUCGGUCAGGAGUACUCAUAUGAAAGACGUGGAAGUUUUCACAGUGUUGCCCGAUCAAAAACCGACCUUCUGAACUCAGCAGCUCCUCUGGCUUUGUUCUUCCAAAACACCUUCGUUCACUCUCCACCAGAAGCUUGUCUCUUGAUGUGACCAACAGCGUUGUCCCCGUCCUUAUUAUGUUUGUUCAAACAUUGGAUCGAAAUAGUGUAUUCACUUCACGCAUCUGAUUGUGGUCUCAUUGUACAUUGCCAGACAAAUAUUGCAAUUAGAAGUUUACACAAGUCAAGUUGCAGUGCCAAUGUUUUCACAAUUAUUUAUCUAUUCUUACUCAGUUACUCGUAGGAAAAAAAAAAUUGGGAAAAAAUUAGUUGUCUAGAUAGUAAGUGUAUGAUUAUGAAUAACAAGGUUAUGCAUAGUAUCCUCUGUGAACACACCCAAACUACAAAGGAGCAGAUUCUAUGCAUAACAUUGUUAUGCAUAACUCUAUAGUUAGCAGUUAUGAGAGACAACUAGUUUGUUCCCAAUCAAUUUUAGCGGGCUAUAUAUUUUUUAAUUUAAGUCGUAAUUUAAUUUUUUGAAUAGAUAAAUUAGAUUAAUUAUGCUCUUCAAAAUUAUAUCCACUUCGAUAUGAUUUGAAAAAAAUUCUGAUAUUUAUUACCAGUUUAUACCAUAGUGGUAAUGCUUAGUAGUAUAUAGGGGUGCUAAUCAGUUCGGUUCGGUUAAUCACUAACCAAUAUGAGGGUUGGCGAUUAACCAAUAAGCAAAAACCAUUUACCAAUGACCGAACCGAUAAGUCUUAAUCAAUCUUAUUCAUCCAAUUAGAGAGUACCAACUAGCAUAAAAUAAAAAGUAAUCAAACUUAUUCAUCCAAUUAGCGAGUGCCAACUAGCAAGAUCAAACACAAGCCCCACAAGAUCAUCAUCAUUCACAAACAUCAAAGAAAAAAAAGAUCACUAGGGUGUGAGGUUCGCUCUGUUGAUUGCAAAGGGGAGUUUGAGAGGGGUGACUUUUGGGUUCUGACUUUUAAACACAUUUGAGACUCUUGGUGGAGGGUUGUUUGCAAUAGGUGGGAAUUGAGUGUUUGGAAUUGCGAGUUUGGUUGGUUUUGAAUCUUGAAACAUUUCCCUUUAGCCAAAAGUCCAAAACUAUGUGGUUAUGCACUUAUACUAGUAGGUGUUCUUCCCGCUCACUGAUCACGAUCAGUCAUUUUAACUUUAUUGGUUAACCACUAAUCGAGUAGCUGGUUAGCGGUUAAUCACUAAGCAAAAUAUUACUAACCAACAGCAAACUAAUAAGAGAUUAUCGAUUAUCGGUUAACCACUAACCGUUUUUAUCUGUUCGGUUAUCAGUUAAAAUCGAUAUGUAUACCACCCCUAGUAAUACAUAAGAUUAUACCAAGAUGAUAUGAAUAUACAAUAUUGUAGAAUGGUUGUGUACACGAUAAUAUGAAUACACUAAGUGUCAAUUACCACCGUCAUUCACCAGUUAUCACCCUAUACUAGGGUGAUAUAUUUGUUCCUGAAAUUCCCCCAUAAAUUUUUAGAUCCAAUAGAUCGUGAUGAACUCGUUUCUUCUCGACAAAUAUUUUUAAAAUUUGAAUGAAAAAUGAAGGCGGUGCAGAGAAUCUAUCAGGUGGUACCAGAGUAGUAAUGAGUGGUAUCAGUAGUGCGAAAACUUUUUAUUUAAAUAUAUUAACAAUAGAUAU
Molecule: messenger RNA, 2856 nt
Organism: Linum trigynum
Lineage: Eukaryota; Viridiplantae; Streptophyta; Magnoliopsida; Malpighiales; Linaceae
Source: the annotation of a GenBank genome assembly